Messenger RNA from Thamnophis elegans (Western terrestrial garter snake), 2577 nucleotides. RefSeq names its product ectonucleotide pyrophosphatase/phosphodiesterase 3 (gene ENPP3). The record is from RefSeq and is a predicted model, not a curated record. Gene Ontology annotation, biological process: nucleoside triphosphate catabolic process. The transcript has 23 exons. Gene Ontology annotation, molecular function: nucleic acid binding; nucleoside triphosphate diphosphatase activity; metal ion binding. NCBI's taxonomy places the organism in Eukaryota, Metazoa, Chordata, Lepidosauria, Squamata, Natricidae. Bases 83 to 2491 code for a protein of 802 amino acids.
GUUAAGUGAUAAUACUCUCUCAAUUUCUCUUCAGCUCAGGCACAACUGAAAGAGCAGGUCAGAGCAAAGAGUAACUGGAAAAAUGGAAACUCUUGUUGCAGAUAAGACACAUAUGGGAGAGAGGAGCACUUUGGACCUGACAGAUUCCCAUACAGAGACAAUUAUUAAAAGAAGCACUCUUAGGAAAUAUAAGAUACUCUGUGUUGUUCUUUUCAUUUCUUUGGUCGCUGUAGCCCUUGGACUAGGUUUAGGACUUGGACUGAAGGAUUCUCAGCAACAAGGAGAAACAUCAUGGCUGAAAGAUCAGUGUGUCUCUUCUAGUGCUUCUCAGUGUCCAGAAGGGUUUGAUCGGUCCCCACUUAUUCUUUUUUCAAUGGAUGGCUUUAGGGCUGAAUAUUUGGACUCCUGGGAUUUUUUAAUGCCCAAUAUUAAUAAGCUUAAAACUUGUGGGACUCAUGCCAAGUACAUGAGAGCUGUUUAUCCAACCAAAACCUUUGUAAACCACUACACUAUUGUUACAGGCUUGUAUCCAGAAACCCACGGCAUCAUUGACAAUAAUAUAUAUGAUGUAAAUUUAAAUCAGACUUUCUCACUUUCUGGAAGUAACAUGAGAAAUCCUGCCUGGUGGGGUGGACAACCUAUUUGGCAUACAGCAACCUACCAAGGUUUGAAAGCAGCCACCUACUUUUGGCCUGGAUCUGAAGUAAAAAUAAAUGGAUCUUACCCAACCAUAUACAAAGUUUAUAACAACUCAAUUCCCUUUGAAGCAAGAGUUAUGGAAGUGCUGCAAUGGCUAGAUCUCCCCAGAGCUAAGAGGCCAGAUUUCUUCACAUUGUAUAUUGAGGAACCAGACACAACUGGACAUAAAUAUGGGCCUGUUGGUGUAGAGAUAAUUAAGACUUUACAAACGGCAGAUCGGAUCCUGGGAAUGCUGAUGGAAGGCCUAAAGCAAAGGAAUCUGCACAAUUGUGUCAAUCUGAUCCUUCUGGCUGAUCAUGGCAUGGAGGCAAUAUCCUGUAACCGACUGGAAUACAUGGCUGAUUAUUUUAAUCCAGUUAAUUUUUAUAUGUAUGAAGGUGCAGCACCUCGUAUUCGAUCAAAAAAUGUUCCAAAUGGCUUUUUUUCAUUUGAUUCUGACACAAUUGUUAAAAACCUUACUUGCCAAAAGCCAAAACAACACUUUAAAGCUUACUUGAGCAAAGACCUUCCAAAGAGACUACACUAUGCCAACAACAUUCGUAUCGACAAAGUUAAUCUUAUGAUUGAUCAACAGUGGCUGGCUGUGAGGUAUAAAACUUAUAAUCGUUGUAAUGGUGGUACCCAUGGCUACGACAAUGAAUUUAAAAGUAUGGAGGCUAUCUUUUUAGCAUAUGGGCCAGGCUUUAAGGAAAAAACGGAAGUGGAGUCUUUUGAAAACAUUGAAGUUUAUAACUUAAUGUGUGAUCUCCUGAAAGUUAAACCUGCUCCAAACAAUGGGACACAUGGAAGCUUGAAUCACCUCCUGAAAAAUCCUUUCUACAAUCCCUCCCCAGCAAAAGAACAGUCUUUUCCUCUUUCGUGCCCUUUUGGCCCCGUUCCCAGUCCAGAUGGUUCAGGAUGUCAAUGUAGCUCAAUAAAAGAUUUGGCAACAGUGAAUCAAAGGUUGGAUCUCAAUGAUCAAGCAAAACAUAACUCUGAAGCUCAUAAUUUGCCUUAUGGAAGACCCCUGGUUCUACAAAACAGAAAGUACUGCCUCCUUCACCAGACUAAAUAUGUAAGCGCAUAUAGCCAAGACAUCUUGAUGCCACUAUGGAAUUCAUAUACUGUCAACAAAUCACUGGUUGAGCCAACUUCUGUUCCUCCCAGUGUUUCAGACUGUCUGCGGCUAGAUGUUCGAAUCCCUGCAGCUCAGAGCCAAGCUUGCUCCAACUACCAGGCAGACCUGACUUUCACCCCCGGCUUCCUCUAUCCUCCUGACUUCAGCUCACCUGGCCUUGAAAAGUAUGAUGCUCUAAUUACUAGCAACAUUGUUCCUAUGUACAAAGGAUUUACACGAUUGUGGAAUUACUUCCAUAGUACCCUACUUCCAAAAUAUGCUUCUGAGAGAAAUGGACUAAAUGUCAUCAGUGGGCCUAUUUUUGAUUAUAAUUAUGAUGGGCACUUUGAUUCUUAUGACACAAUCAAACAGUUUGUAAACAAUACAGAGAUUCCCAUUCCAACCCAUUACUUUGUUGUGCUGACUAGCUGUGAGGAUCGAACCAACACUCCACUGAAUUGUCCACCAGGCUCUUUGAAAGUUUUGCCUUUUAUUCUCCCUCAUCGUCCUGACAACUCAGAGAGCUGUGCUGACAAAUCGCCAGACAAUCUGUGGGUUGAAGAAAGAAUGCAGACUCAUACAGCACGUGUUCGUGAUGUGGAGCUCCUUACUGGUCUGAAUUUUUAUUCAGAGCUCAAACAGCCUCUCUCAGAAACUCUUCGACUGAAAAUAUUUCUGCCUAUAUUUAUAAAUUGACUGUACAUUUAGGGCUAUUCCAGAGAAAUGAUUCUUAGCAUCAGUGCUAUUAAUAAUAAUAAAAAACCACAAGUAUUGUACAAGUA